Setaria italica (foxtail millet) is the source of this 1324-nucleotide messenger RNA. RefSeq names its product protein PALE CRESS, chloroplastic. NCBI's taxonomy places the organism in Eukaryota, Viridiplantae, Streptophyta, Magnoliopsida, Poales, Poaceae. The transcript has 7 exons. Gene Ontology annotation, biological process: leaf morphogenesis; chloroplast organization; cellular response to light stimulus. The coding region runs from base 2 to 1069 and encodes 355 amino acids. The record is from RefSeq and is a predicted model, not a curated record. Gene Ontology annotation, cellular component: chromoplast; etioplast; chloroplast.
AAUGCCGGCUGGCUCGCCUACGCAAAAUCCUGUGUCGACCCAAAACCCCCUCUGCUCAGUGCUGACUCGUCGGCCGUGCUCGCGCGAUAUGGCGGCCAUGGCGCCCGCGCUGCCCACCUCUCUCCGGCCGAGGCCGGCCUCGCCCUUACUCCUCUCCGCCGGUCCCCACGUCCCCGGCCGGCGGAGCCCCAUUCCGUUGCGCCUGAGCCCUCUCCGCCCCGCGAGGUCCCUCUUCCCCAUAUCAGCUGUGGAGAAGACCAAGGGGGCUGCUGCUGCCGAGGAGGCCGAGCUGGAGGGGAUGCCGCCCGAGUUCUACGACGAGGAGUGGCAAGCCCGUCAGCGGGAAAGGACUAAGGAAUGGCAUGCAUAUCGGCAGAAAGAGGAGGCAGAGGAGGAAAGAAUAACAAGUGAAUACCAAGAAAUAGGCAUGCGCCUGAAAGCUUACCCACAGGAAGAAGUUCGCAAAGCUAGGAUUUUAGUUUCAAGUUUCAUAAGAGCUGGUGAAGAUGUUGAGGAGGAAAUUGAGAAGGCUGCUGAAAGAGGAGACCUUACUGAACUUGUUCUUAUGGUCAUUUGGAAUCGACUUGAUGUUGCUCGGCGUGAUGAUGAGCGGGAUGCCAUCAGAAGCCUUGAUCUCUUAUAUAGAAGGGUAGAGGCAGAGAUUCUAAAGAGUGAAGCAACUCCUGCCAUGAGAUUACUCAAUGAGCUUCUUAAUCUUCAUGAUGGAGGUGAUGAUGAUAAGUGGUUAAAGAAAUGUAGAAAGCGCAUGCUUGAAGUUUUUCCAAGAGAGGAUCCAUUCACUGUGGUCUUUCCUGCUAGUUUCAACAUGGAGAAGCAUGAAGGACGAAUUGAGCUGCCACCUCAGGAUGAUGAUCUUCUUCUAAGGGUAGAUUUUGUCAGGGAAGUCGAUGAGCUACUUAAAGAGGUUCAAGCUGAGCAAGAAAAGAAUAAGCUACAAACUGGAUAUGAUCCGGAAUCUGUUGCAAACAUGUUGAAGCAGCAGGAGAAGAUGCAGACUAUACGGCAAGUGGAAUCUCUCCAGGAUCUGGCAUCCUCCCUAAAAUGGUGAGGAUUCAGAAGCACAAUCGAACAAUUAUGCCCUCUGCAUGGAAGCUAGAAACCAUUAACUUCACAUAAGACUCAACAAUUAGAGCACCUCCUUCAGGCUGAAUUCUUUUUUCAGCUAGUUAGACACCAUUAACAGUUCUGGGUAGAGAGCAUCUGCUCCGGCACUAGUGUAUAUUUGUAUGUGUAGAGGUAUAUGAUGAUGUAUGUUUGUACUGGUACUGUUAAUAAUCUGCACCUGGAUUGUCGAACUCCACUA